This is a messenger RNA of Zingiber officinale, 1350 nucleotides long. Its product is annotated as translation initiation factor IF-2-like. The record is from RefSeq and is a predicted model, not a curated record. The transcript is spliced from 3 exons. Lineage: Eukaryota; Viridiplantae; Streptophyta; Magnoliopsida; Zingiberales; Zingiberaceae. The coding region runs from base 1 to 1350 and encodes 449 amino acids.
AUGGGGUUGAGGAUGACGUACACGUGGUUAUCCCCACUGGAAUACACCAAUUCUUCAAUCCUCCUGCGGGUUAUUGCACCUUCUUUAAAGAGCAAUUUGUGGCUUGCCUUCGUCUUCCUCUCCACCCUUUCUUUUUCAACACGCAAGGCUCGGCCACCUCCCAAUGAUUCUGAUUCGGAUGACCAGCCAUUGGCUCAGAGACAUCGACGCCAAGCCCCUCAUCCUGUGUCAGAUUCAGACCCGUCUUCUAUCCCUUCUCCUUCACCUCAUGUGGCUGUCACCUCUCCUCCUCCGCCCCCUGUUGCUACUCCGCCUCAUGUCCCGAGCCAGGCAAAUGUUCCACCUGAUCCCCCCACAACUCCAGUUGAGCCUUCCAUUGCUCCAUCUUCUCCUCCAGCUCAACCUCCUACUCAACCCUCUACAUCACAGCAGCACCAGAACACCGAGGCCGACCCCUCGCGUCGCUCCCCGCCAUCUACCUCACCUCCAGAGCCAUCCUCUGUGCCUCCAUCAGCUCCUUCUGGGUCAGCUGCCGGGCCUUCUAGCUCCGCCGCGGGGCCUUCACAACCGCCCCCACCUGUCCCUCAAUUUUAUCGUACCACUGCUCCAUCUGAGAUUGGGAUGCAUUCACGACACGAUGUUUCCACCAGCUUCUUGAUAAUGAAAGGUCGCUUAGCCACUUUAUGGGGAGAAAGCAUGCAUCAGAUGGAAAUCUUACCGCCCCCUGCCCAGAUGGAGAGAUUCUCUGAGCUAUAUAUCAAGGCUAGCCAUGCCUUGAGGACCGAAAUAAAAGAGUUGACCAAAAAGAAGAACAGUCUAGAAGUAUCCCUAGCGCGGGCCAACCAUGAACUUAAAGGUCUCAAGGAAGAGAAAAGCCAAGUCGAUAUUGUGCACCAGCAAAGCAUGGAUCAACAAGCUUUAGAGCAUCAGCGGGCUAUUGAUCAACUGACCCAGAAGCUGAGAGCCGCCGAAACUUUAGCCCAAGAACAUGAAAAGAAAUUAAAAUCCCAAGCAACCCAACUGACAUCCCAAGCAGCAGAACUAUUGACUACCCGAAAUAAACUGGCUCAGGCGCGGACUACUGCAGAAGGAGUAUCGACAACCCUGACCCUUUAUAAAGAAGGAGAGAAUGACCGCUGUCAACAGAGCCACGCUCUGUGCCUGCAUUCUCCGGAAUUCUGUACCCAAGAAGGGCAGCGCUUCUCCACUUCUGUUAUUUAUGGUGCAGCCGGGGCUCUGCGUCAACUUUAUGAACAAGACUAUUUGAAGUCAGCUCUGUCUCCUGAAUUUUUAGAUCAUGACCGGAUCCUUAAAGAGAUCCCAGAUGAAAUUUUUGCUCCUUUCAAGUGA